AUGUCAAAUACUCAACCGAAAUCUGAAUCGACCAUACCAUCAACAUCUACUUUUGAUCCAAUUAAUUUAGAAUCUGAAAUUCUUCAGUUAUGUCUUCAAUUUCCUAAUGGUGUUAGUGAUAAAAUUCUUGAAAAUUCAUUUCGUAGUGUCACAUUAGAACAACGUGUUAGUGCUAUAAAUCAUUUAUUAUCAUUAAAUAAAAUUGAUUUAUUAAAAUCUUCAAAUGAACCAGGUACAUAUCUUUAUCGUAUACGAGAUCCAAUGAAUAAAUCAAAUUCAUCAAUAUCAAUUGGUAAUGGAGUAACAGAUCAAAUGGAAAGAACAGUUUAUCAAGUUGUUAAAGAAAGUGGAAAUUUAGGUAUUUGGAUGCGUGAUAUUAGAUUUAAAAUACAAUUAUCGCCAACCAUACUUAAUAAAACACUUAAAUCAUUAGAAAAUAAAAAAUUAAUUAAAGCUGUCAAAUCAGUACAUGCCAAUAAGAGAAAAGUUUAUAUGUUAUAUGAAUUAACACCAGAUCCGUCUAUUACCGGUGGUACAUGGUAUUCUGAUCAAGAGUUUGAAGCUGAAUUUGUUCGAAUUUUGAAUGAACAAUGUGCACGUUUAUUAGAUGAACAUCUUGAUGAAUCAAUAGAAAAAUUUCCGAAUGAUCCAUUUCUACGACGAACAAGUUCAUUGAUGUCUAGUUCCGAACUUGCUUCAAUUAUUAAUCAAAUGGGUAUUGCUACAGUAACUUUAACUGCACAAGAUAUCGAAUCAAUAUUAUAUACACUUAUUUGUGAUGGAAAAAUUGAAAAAAUGACAGUAGCAUCAACAACAACGAAUGAAAAUGGAGCUAAACAAAAUUUGUAUAGAUCGAUUAGAUCAACGAUUGAUUCAACUCCGGUUGUACGAAAUCCGUGUGGUAUUUGUCCUGUUUUCAAUGAUUGCCAUGAUGAAGGUGUGAUUACACCUAACACUUGUAUUUAUUUAAAUAAGUGGCUUAAUUUUUGACACUUAUCAAUGUUUCUGUUGAAUGCUAAAUGGCUAACGGAUCAGUCGGCUUGUCAGUCUUUGGCUCGGACCGAUUCAAUUUUGAAAACUUGCCACUUUUCUUCUAUCAAUUUUUAGGGCAACAAAACUACUCUAUUUUGCUCAUUUUUUUUAAUGGAUAUUCAUGCCUUUCAAGAACCGAAAGAAUGAACUUAAAAGUUUUCAAUCGAAUAUUUUCUUGUCGUCAUCGAAAUCUUAGCUUUAAAUAUUGAGUUCACGGGUUUUCGUUACAUGAUAACAACCUCACAUUAUACUGAAUGAACUUCUUACGACCACGAAAAGUUAGCCAAACAUGAGAGAUUUUUCACCGGGAAAUUUCGAGCUAACUUUUUUGGACUACUUUUAAUCGACUGUCAUGAACUCUCUAUGGCUAGUAGCUUGCACUUUAUCAUUCCGAUACGAAAAUAUAACUAAAUUUCUAUUCUAUUCAGAGACUUAUAACAGUCACUAGCAUCAAACAACUGUUUACACAUAUAGAUAUUAAGAAAGCUGAAUAUAUGAAAUCUAGUACAAACUCAUGCUUUAUGGAUAAUUUUUAUCUUAUUGACAGUAGUAUCCUUUAAUGAAUUUAGAAAAGUUCUUUAAUCGUUCUUAGUAUUAAAGACUUUCUCGAAAUAGCUAGUUGGUUAAUUGAUCUCUUAAACGGAUCGAUUUUCUGUCGAUUCGAUUCUAAGUGUAAUGUUGGCGAGCGUACAGGUUGAGUUCGGGUAACCCGUUCAUCAUCCAAUUAGAAAAACAGCGAAAAAAGACGAGUCGAAAUUUUAACGACAAUAAAAUCAUGAAGUGUACAUUUUUACGCGUCAAAUUUUUGAACGAUUAUAUAUUCGUUCGGAAGCUUUAACGUGUUACAAACGCAUAAAAAUGUGUGUUUUUUACAAUUUUGUUUUCGUUCAAGAUACUCAACGCGUUUUUUAUACGUUCGUUUUCUAAAUUGAGUAAAUUCUUUGAGAAAACAAGAUUGUAAAAGCUGAGAACACAUUUAAACCAUUUCCCAACAAACCACGUCCAUAUGUACGACUGUUUUCUCUAUCAGUAGCUCCUGAUGAUCAAAAUAAAUUGGUGUUGGCAACAAAAAUCAAACAAAGAUGGAACAUAAGUUCCAUGAAUAUAUUGAUCGGUAAUGGCGAAAAAUUAGCAAAACUCUUUGCUAAUAGUCAACUUAUUAUAUUUGAACGUGUUCGAGCCUCGAACACAAAUUUUUUAUAUGCCAUUGCUGUGAUUCGAACCGGAAAAAAACCGGCAGUAUACCGCCGGUAGACCGUUCGGUAUCAUCUGCCCUCUACCGGCGGUUAACCGGCGGCUUUGCCGGU
This is a messenger RNA of Rotaria sp. Silwood2, 2339 nucleotides long. Lineage: Eukaryota; Metazoa; Rotifera; Eurotatoria; Philodinida; Philodinidae. The record is from the annotation of a GenBank genome assembly.